GGUAACUCUACAAAUGCUAAAAGUGAUCCUAACAAUAAAAUGGAAGAACAGGGAACCGACGGUGUAAACAAUGAAGAAAAUAAUUCGCAGGGUAACUCUACAAAUGCUAAAAGUGAUCCUAACAAUAAAAUGGAAGAACAGGGAACCGACGGUGUAAACAAUGAAGAAAAUAAUUCGCAGGGAAACUCUACAAAUGCUAAAAGUGAUCCUAACAAUAAAAUGGAAGAACAGGGAACCGACGGUGUAAACAAUGAAGAAAAUAAUUCGCAGGGAAACUCUACAAAUGCUAAAAGUGAUCCUAACAAUAAAAUGGAAGAACAGGGAACCGACGGUGUAAACAAUGAAGAAAAUAAUUCGCAGGGUAACUCUACAAAUGCUAAAAGUGAUCCUAACAAUAAAAUGGAAGAACAGGGAACCGACGGUGUAAACAAUGAAGAAAAUAAUUCGCAGGGAAACUGUUCAAAUGAUAAAAGUGAACCAAAAACUAAAACGGAAGGCGUUCAUAAUGACAAUCCAGAAAAGUGUAAACAGGGAACCGAUGGUGUGAACGAGGAAAAUGAUUCGCAGGGAAACUCUACAAAUGCUAAAAGUGAUCCUAACAAUAAAAUGGAAGAACAGGGAACCGACGGUGGAAACAAUGAAGAAAAUACUGGACCUGGAGACUCGCCAACUGAUCAGAAUAUUGAAAGUGGAACGGAAACAACUCAGAAUGUCAAGAAGGAAAAGAGUUAGCAGGGAACCAACUGUGGGAAGAAUGAAGAUAAACUUAAACAAUGAUCCAAGUUAACACAAACCUAGUCCAGAAGAAAGACACCUGAGUAUGAGGAAAUGCGGUGGACACGCUCACCAAUUCUAUCUUAAAACAAAACACCGUAACUGUAUACUGGCAAAACUCUGAUAUUAUAAUAUAUAUUCCAGGUUUCUGCUGCUAGCCAUUGUUUAGGAGGAAACUUUGUGGAAUCAUUUGGUACAGCAUUUCCUCAAACUUUGGAAUAGGAUUCAACAGAGUUGUUGAUGUUUGGAUAAUCAAACUUCUCUGUAUCAGGACUGACAAAAUAGAGCGUAUUUUCAUUGUGCCUAAUUGAAUGGUUGGCGGCCAAAUUUUGAUUGAAAUGUUUCCUUGAGCUCUUCUGCUGUGCCCUGCUGAAGAAUUGUUAGAUCGUUAUAUUUCUGUGCUUUCCCAUUGAUCCUUUAUCAAAAAACAAUUAUUAUUAUUUAUAUGGCAGAGAGCAUCUGUUUUUAUGUGUUCAUGAUGUUAACCAGCAAUUCGAUUCAAUACUUACAUGGGAAACCAAAGCAUUUUGUAUAAAAAUAAUAAUUUUGGGGGGUGUGCAUUUUAAUGUAUUCGAAUAAGAAAAGUUGGGGAGAGUACAUGGAUUUUUAUAAUCAUGGCCAUUUUACAAUAUUCAUUUUAGGGACCAACUAUUCCCCUUGGAUAUGACUCCAGAUGUUUGGAAGCCUUGUGCUAAGAUGCCAAUUUCUAAAACCUUAAUGUUGCAUAUUUCCAACACAAAUUUUAAUCACUAGAAUCUACAAUCUGAUGGCAAUCAUAAUUCAGGGACUGAUGUUUGGGCCACUAUGUUAAUAAAGGAAUUGAAACACUAUAAUAUAAAGGAAUUUAAACAUUUUUUGUCAUGACUACGUUCCUAGCUUUUACCUUACAGCAUCAGUGAAAGAGAAUGCUUAGAGAUUGAUUAGGAGUCACAGCUGAAUUCUUACAUUUUAACACAGCUGUUGAGAUGCCAAGGUGCUCUAAUCUUGCAGUUAUUUUUGAAAAUAUUGAACUUCUUGCCAUAUCACAACUCUGAAA
This is a messenger RNA of Carcharodon carcharias (great white shark), 1810 nucleotides long. RefSeq lists its product as uncharacterized. The record is from RefSeq and is a predicted model, not a curated record. The transcript is spliced from 9 exons. The coding region runs from base 40 to 732 and encodes 230 amino acids. NCBI's taxonomy places the organism in Eukaryota, Metazoa, Chordata, Chondrichthyes, Lamniformes, Lamnidae.